This is a messenger RNA of Stylophora pistillata, 3518 nucleotides long. RefSeq lists its product as uncharacterized. The record is from RefSeq and is a predicted model, not a curated record. Lineage: Eukaryota; Metazoa; Cnidaria; Anthozoa; Scleractinia; Pocilloporidae.
UCAUGGGACUGAUUUCGACAAAUUCGCUGGAAUUCAACUGUUUAACCGACGAUCCAGCGUAGGUGAGGACAUCUGAUGUCGAGAGACACUAAAAAGAUAAAGUUCGAUCAAAGAGACGUGAAAAACAAAAGAACCGCGUGCUCGGCGAAACAACGACAUGAAAUACAAGUUCUUCGAUCUCUUCGGACACAAGAGAUGCCAACGUGAUAAGGAAAUCUGCAAUCAGUUCCAGGGAAAGGAAAUAAAACAGUCCUGAAAAUAAACCUCAGCUGUACAGUACUGACAUGAAUGUGGCUUUCUUGCUCUUCUCAGUGCUCCUCGCCUUAAUUUUCAACGUUUGUGAUGGCGCCGUCAAAGGUGCCAGAGCGAAUGGUGUAGAACACAAGACAAAGCUACAUCGUAAGAUUUUCCAUCAUCCGCAUCAUCAUCACCACCAUCAUUACCACCACCACCACCACCCGCAUCGUCGGCGUCAUCAUCUCGGUCAUCAUCGUCAUCUUUUACACUACCACCAUCAUCAUCCUCACCAUCACCAUGACAAUAGACCGAGGUAUCACCAUCGUCACCACCGGCAUCACCAUCACCAUCACAACCCAUUGCAUCACCAUCUCCACCACCACAACCAUUUCCACAAACACCCUCUGCAUCAUUAUCAUUAUAAAAACCCGUUCCAUUCCCGCCGCGUUUUGGACAAGCAUCACCAGCGUCACCGUCGAAGCGAUAUCCUCCAUGUCUCUGGUGUCUUACCCAACAAACUCAAACUGCACGUGCAAGUCAAAGGUAUGCAAGCGACAAAGCGGCAAUCCCUGCCCAAUUUGUUGGCCAACCUUGGUCAGCAUUUGAUGAACCUGGGAAGCAGUUUGUCACCGAGAAAAUCACAGAUGGAAAUUCCUUCCCCUUUGAAUGAAACCCGUAAUGAUAAAGUUGGAAAAGAAAUAUCGGAAACGCCUGUAACUGAAGGCGAUCAGAAUUUCGUAAAAGAUUCAUCGUCAACGCCAGCAGCUGCUCUGGAGGACUCACAGACAAAUAAUAUGUCAGUAACUAACGUUGAAGACCUCUUACACAACGCGCUCGACGCAGGGAGCAGUGACCAUAGCUGGGAGAGGGGUUUCUCUGGAAAUGGUGAAGCAAACGCAUUAGAUGCUACUUCCACAAAAGACCUCAACAGUGACGAAGCAAAAAAGGGAGACAGAAGAAAUGAAACCUAUUCGGAGCCUGAGAUUUAUGGUCCUGUGGAGAACCAGGAACACGACAUAUCUAAUGAUACCGUCGAGGAUUCUGCUGAAGAACAAAUUCACGAGAUAGAAGAUAAGCGUAACAAAUAUCAGCUUAAAGAUCGACAAGCUACCACAAAGGGAGAGGACAAGCCUCUUGUUCAGGGAGCUAAUCCGAAGAAUGCUGCAUCCAAGAAAGAUAUUUUAACAGACGACGAAAACACGCUCUCCCUACGACAAAAGGAAAAAACUCUUGAAAAUGGAACCGAGAAUGCAUCAUUACGCCUGGCUGGUGGAUCAUUACCUAAGGAACCCAAAAACUUAGAAAGCAACUCCACAUUGGACGAAAAUGAACGUCCCGUUGUCGAUGUUGCACCUGAAUCUAGUGUAACUUUGAUACACUCUAAUCAAUCAGCCAUCCCGUCAGAAAGUGAUAGUCAACAGAUCAAAGAAGAGAAAGAGGAGAAUAUUGAGACCUCAGGAAGUGGAGAGGAUUCCCUCGAUGAUGCGAGAAACAAUAAAGAUGCCAUAGAAAAUGAUGAUAGAGUAUUUGAAGAAGGAAGCGAGUCGGGAGAAGAACCUACUAAGGAUAAUAUCUUUGAUGUAAGUGAAAGAAAAACAUCUGUUAAGGACACUGCGAAGCAGUCUGAUUUUAGAGAAUCAAAGGAAGGUUUUAAAGAGCCCUCAGAUCAACCUGCGGUGGUCAGUGUCGCAGGAAAUCAAACUAUGGGAAACCAGAGUGAAGAGGCAUUUUAUCCAGACUUCACAGAGUCAAUCCAACCAAAGAAUGAGAGUCCUGUUCUAGAAGACAGCAAAAGCAGCGGCCAACCUUUCAUUGGUAAUGAUGCAGAGAAGGCAACAUUUUCAGUAGAUAGUGCUAUUAAAGAUGCAACGAUCCAUGAUAGCAACCCUCGAGAAAGUCUGGAUGAGUCUAAGGCAUCACAGUCUACCUUCAAUGAAACAGGAAGAGUUAUUUCCGACACAAAGCUCGAGAAAAGUUUUCACACAAACAGUGACCAGCCCAUUACCAACCUGGAUUUCAAUGAAGCCCAGCCAAACGAACAAGGUCAACCGACACUGAGCGGAAUAGAUAAUGAAUCACGAACGGCCAGCAUUACUCAAGGAUCUCCGGAAGAAACUGGGCAAACACAGGCCAUGAAUUCGCAGAACGACCAAAAUGGAGUUUCAGUUGGACCUAAAACUCCGGUUGCCGUAGAUGGCCCUGCGGAGCCUCCUCUAUCCAAUAUUGCUUAUCCAACAGUUGUGAAUGUAGAUCAGUCUCAAGUAAAUGAUUAUCACGAAGAUGCGUCCCAAGAUGUAAGUUCCGAAGAUAAUUCAGAUGAGAUUCCCGUCUACACCUUAUCGUCGCCGGUUAGUAACGAUUCACUGGCAGAGGAUGAAACCACUUUGUCGUCUAUGCCUGCGUCUUCCGUUAAUGCGGCGUCAGCUGACUUCAUUGACUCAGGAGCAAAUAUGUCCCCGGGAUAUUCAGAAUCAUCGCAGUUAUCUGAGGAAUACGACACGUUUCCCGCUACAACUGCACCAUCUGAAUUCGUAAACAGCACUUUAUCAGAAGAAGGUGGUUUCCAAAGAGACAUGCUCGACGACCCAGUACAGGAGUCUCUAGAAACAGUUGCUGACAGCAAACCGAGCUAAAAAAUAAAUGAUGAGCAAAGUGGAAUGAAAUUGCAUUGGUGACCUCACAAGCAAACUUUCUCUCCCGAGAAGAAACUUUCCUAUAAGGUUCUGAUGAACAUUUCCAAGUACUAUGGCCUGACAAGGAUAAAUCUUUUUUUAAACGUUGUCGUUUACGGCUCCUAAAAGACUACAUCGUUAUUUUAUUCUAAGUCCACCAUUGUGAUUUUAUAUUCAUUUUGAUAAUGUAGUCAGCGAGUGAUUGAUCAAGAGGAUUGGUUCUGAGAAGAACUACAUAGAAUGAGAAAAACGUAGAACCAAAAAUCGGUAUUUUGUUCCGUUUUGCUAAAUUGUAGUUUUGUCAUUUCUUCAUGAUGGGGAGCAAAACAAAAUGUGUAUUCAUAGGAUUUGCCAUGACAAACUAAGCUACUCUCAGGUUAUGUAACGUUACAAAGUAUUGAUAGCCAAACAGGGAUUUUCAUUCUGGUAGCCAGUGAAGUAUAUGUUGAACUGUAAGGUUACUAUACGUUUGAAAGUUGUACUUAUGGACUUGCUUGUAUAGCGCUUUAUAUUCUUAGUUGUAAAAGUUAUGUAACUUGUUAAAGAUUUAUCUUUAACUGCAUCAGUUUUUGCCAGCAACUGUAUAGGAUCUUCAAGAAUAAAUACUUU